CUUUAUUUAUUUUUAAUUUUAUAAAAUAAUUUUUUUUAAUUUUUUUAAUAUCUAAAAAUUCUAAUAAAUUUUAAAAUAUUCGAUAUACAUUUGAAUAUGUAAAAUUUAUCAUAUGCAACAAUCGUUAUGAAAACUUAAGAUGCACGAGAAUGGAUCUCGUAGAAUAUAAGAUAAUAUUGCCUUGUUAAGAGACAAUAAAAUUAUUCUCGGAAAGAAUUCAACACGAUCAUCGUCAAAUAUAAUCUUUCGAAAAAGCACGUGUAUUAAUCUAUUAUACACGUGAUGUUUUAAAUCAUUUUUCAUCUUCUUAAAUUAAUUAAAUAAUUUUGUCCAUAUCAGAAAUAUAAGGAAUAUAUUUUUGAAUAUUCAAAAUUCAAUUCUUCGAAAUUCUUCGAAAUAUUUUAACUUUUUAUUUUGUCUUGAAAUCGAUGGAGAAAAAAGUGAAGUAAUUCGAAAGUGAAAUUUUCGAAUCUCGAAAGGAAAAAAUAAAAUAUAAAAACAAAUCAAGAAGACAGAUCAAAUGAUUAUAUUACAUUGAUAUUACUUGUUAUCAUCACACGAUCGCAAGACUUAAGCUUGCACCAAUAUCAAAAAACAAAAUUUUGUUCAAAAUUCAAUUUUCAAGUCAAUAGAAAUCUUUAGAAAAAAAAAGUAGAAAAAUGCAAUGAUGCGAGUAAAUAAAUUAUCUCUUCUCUAUCUCUAUCAGAAGAAAGAAAUGGCCGGAACAGAUUUAAUUCCCUUUGAUUAGAUCCAUUGCGUAUUCUGGUGAAUACGGUUCAAAGGAAACGAGAAAUUCUGGUGGGGCGGCUCGAAAUCCUCUUGGCCCUUGUUAAACCUCGCUUCUUGGGGUCGAACAAUGCAUUUCGUCGGCAUCCUCUGUUUCUCCGGUGAUUGCACAUAAAGCUGCCAUUAUUAGAACUUCAGUGGGCGGGAGAAGUUUGCUGCUUUUUCCAGCCACGCGUUUUCGCGCUUACUCUUACGCACAAUUUGCUCGCGCGCGUUUCGUUCCUAUCCACUCCAUGUGGCCGCCAGUUGCACCACGACUCUCGUUCCUUCGUGUUCGCACCGCCGCGUGCGACGUCGAUCGAGGCAAAAUAUAACACUAAAAUCAUUCCAUUUCACAUCAAUUUUACCACGUGAACAGAGGACGGCGCGCGCUGUUUCCAGGCGAAGAAAUUUUCAAAUCUGAUGUGAGCUUGAAUUUUCCCGUGUUCAGAGCUGUGCAAUCAUAUAAUUCUUCGCGUUCGCGCCACUGUACACGUAUCGAAACAUGUGAUAUAAGAACUAUCCAUUUUAUUCCAUUAUUUCACGUGAACAUAGACCCUACGCGUUUCGAGGCAGACAAAUUUUGUGAGAAAUCUUCGAGAUGAUUGCCAUAUCGCGAAUCUCAUUUCUUAACGUUCACAUCAGAAAUUAAACGAACUACUUUUUGUUCUCUUAUCUAAAUUUUUACCACACCAGAAAUGAUAUAGGCGAUUUCGAAUCGGAAAGUUUGCAUGUGACAAAAAUCUCGAGAAAAGAUGUGCGAUUGUCGCGAUCGCUAUUAUCGCUUGCUCUACUUUCGACCACGCUCGCGAUCUAGUUUCUGAUUCGCGGUGAAUCGUUAAUUGUCGCCACGAGUUUUUCGCGAUACGCAAAGUUCGAGCUUGCUAGAGUUUCCUCGAAGAAUUAUUUUCUCUCGUAUGUAAAAAAUUGUGUAAAAUGAUAUUUUUUUUCCGUAUCCUGUAUCGUUUUCUUAAAUUUGUGUAAAAUUGAUUUAUGACAAUUCAAAUGGGAAUUCUAUCCACCAUUGCGAAACUUCUCUCGUGAAGUUUAUAGAACAGUGCAGCAUCGCUCUCUGUUAAUUAUUGCAACAGUUUAAACGCAAGAAUCGUAGAAUUCAAUUCUUUUUUAAACUUAUCAAGCGAUCUAUCCGUGAAUAUCGAUUAUCACAGUGAUCAAAGUGAUACCAAUGAUUCACAAUCAAUCAAGUUCUAUCUAUUCAAACUUAGUUGAAAAAGAAAAGAGAAAUGUCCAGAAAAAUGUCCAGUUGCAACAAGAUCAACAUAACCUCAACGUCCGCUUUUCGCCGUGGAAAGCAAUGCAUAUGAAUCGAAGAGACAAAAUGAGAAUAUCAUCGAUUUCUUCGAUCCUCUCGUCACGACAUAACUACAUCCAAAGCAUAGAGAGUAGAAACAUGCCCCUCAGAUUUCAAACGAUCGGAAAAUUCGAUUGAAGUCUCGCCGAAAGGAAACGUCAUGACGCAAUCGAAACUUCCGAGUUUUCUGCUCACCACAUGGCUGCUGCUCGGCACAAUAGCGACGAAAUCAAGAAUGGGAGAGUUUCUACACAGUUUGCAAGAAUACGAGAUCGUUUAUCCUCGAGUGAUCUCGAAUGAGAACGGUAGAGGAAGGAGAUCGACUCGAGAAAGUUUGGAACCGAUGCUCCUCGAGAUCAGCAAUUGGACAUUGAGAACCGUAGUCAACGAUCGUUUCCUCUUCUCUUCAAAUUUCACCGUGGAUUGGGUGAAACGCGGAAAAAGGAGGUUAGAGGAUCACGAAAAGGCAAGAUGCGAUUUACGACGGGGAAGUUUGGAAGGUGACGAGAGUUCUUUCGUCGUGGUUACUAUCUGUGAGGAGGACGUGUAUGCUAUGAUGUUGACUGGUCAAAAAUCGUUCUUCGUGCAACCAUUGACGAACGGUGAACACGUUAUGUUCCAGUCGAAGCAGGCUAGAUGGUGGUCGACGAGAGAAAAUUUGGGUGACGAUGUUAUCGUUGCAGAGAAAUCGAAGAAAGAAAGAAAAGAUAAAAAAUCGAAGCGAAGAAGACGGGAAUCGUUGAAUCACGAUGUUCAGACAUUUUACAAUCUUUCCGGUGACAUAUUUGACGUGGAGUAUCCAGAAGCUGAGAAAUUAAUUUUAUACGAUGAGAAAGACGAAGUAUCUGCAGAGUAUAACGAUACCAGUGUGGAAGAAUUACCGAUUGACGUAAAUUCUGAGGAGAUUGGACAUUUUUCUGGGCCCAAAUGGCAAAGAAACAAAAUAUCGAGGAGAAAACAAGGCAGUAAAGAAUCGCCGCCACGAUGGUUGGAGCUUGGAAUAGCUGCAGAUUAUUCUGUGAUCGAUUUUCACGGAAUUCGAGUACAACAAUAUAUCUUGGCACUUUUGAACAUCGUCAGCGCGAUUUAUAUGGACCCAUCUCUCGAUUCGAAUAUGGUUCUAGUGAUCGUGCGAAUGAUUUUAUACGCGGAGAAAAGAGAUGGAAUGGUUCGCCGUGGUGACGCCAGACGUUCUCUCGAAAACGUAAAUAAAUGGAAUAGAAAAAUGUUAUCCUCGGCAGAUGUAAAUCAUGAUGUUGCAGUAUGGCUGACACGGUUGGAUAUAGGAGGCCCUUCCGGGUACGCACCUGUGUCGGGGGUAUGCGAUCCCUCCAGAUCAUGCGCUUUGAAUCGAGACGAGGGUUUGACCAGUGCUUUUAUCAUAGCGCAUGAGGUGGCACACAUUCUAGGCUUGACUCACGACGGGGACGAGAUGACUGGAAACGCUUGCAAAGAAGAGGGAUCUCGAGGAAGCGUGAUGGCGCCCAUGGUCGCGGCCACGUUCCACCACUUCUACUGGUCCGCCUGUUCCAAAAAGGAAUUCCAUCGAAGAGUGAGACGGUGGUCCUGUUUGCUGAACAAACCGAGACACGAUAGCCUAGGCCAAUUAAGAACAACUGUUCGGGAAACGUUCACCAUGGACGAGCAAUGUCGCAUGGAAUUUGGCGAAGGUUACGAGCAUUGCAAAACUUUUGACAUCGAGGAACCAUGCUCCCGUUUAUGGUGUGGCAACAGCAAUAUUUCUGAGUCUUGCAAGACAAAGAAGGGACCGCCGUUGGAAGGCACGUUGUGUGGAACCUCGAAGUGGUGCAUAAAGGGUCGAUGCGUAUCGACGAAUAGAAAAAACUUCGAUUUUGGCGUGAUACUGAAUAAACCUAGAAACGGAGGCUGGAGCGGGUGGGCCUCCUGGAGCAAGUGUUCCAGAACCUGUGGAGUAGGAGUACAGUGUCGAACGCGAAAGUGCAACAAGCCUCUGCCAGCCUACGGUGGAAAAUACUGUUCAGGCCCCAGCGACGAUUGUAGGGUAUGCGAUUUGCCAAUGUGUCUAACCUCGAUCGAUCUCAGAGCUCAACAGUGCACCAAAUUGGCCAAUAUUCUUUAUCUCGAGAGAUUCGAUUCCACUAGCGACGUAACCUGGUUACCUCACGCCUCCAAUCAGGAGAAUCUGAGAUGUCGAUUGGUUUGCAGGAGUAAAGAGACGGACGAGAUAUUUUACACGAGAAAGCAUUUGAUCGAUGGCACCCCAUGCUCUUACGGAUCGACAGAUAUAUGUAUACAGGGCGAGUGCCAUGAAAUGGGAUGCGAUCACGUUUUAGGAUCGAAGAAAGUGUUCGAUCUAUGCGGUGUAUGCGAUGGUGAUAAUUCGAGCUGCGAAAAUAUCGUCACCAAGUUCCAUCGGAAGCUUCGACGAGAAGUAACACGAGUCGCUAUAAUACCACGAGAGGCGUACAAUUUGUAUAUGAACAUCACAAUAGCUGGAUCUCCGCACUUCCACAGAGAUAACUUGACAAUCGUGAUUGGUGAUGGCAGGAGAAGACGAAACGUUCAGGAGAAUUUAGCUUCUCGAAAGCGAGAUAUAACGAUCGUUCAAGGUGCUGCCUUUCGAGUUCAGAAACGUGGUAAUAACACGUAUUCCAUAGAGGCGAAUGGUACUACGUUUGAAGAUGUCGUCAUUUUGCUUAUAGUAGCAAAGAAUACGAUACAUCAAGGAAUCUCGACUACGGUUUCCUUGAGAUAUUUCUUAAAUCGCGAUGAAAGGAGCGCUAAGGAUAGAUACGUAUGGCUAUUCGGUGGUUGGAGCUUUUGUUCGGCCAGUUGCGGUGGUGGAACCCGUCAGAAAAUGAUAGUCUGCAAGGAUGAGAAAACAGGGAGAAUAGUGUCGCGAAGAAAAUGCCCGCUGACGACCAAACCGAGUCAAGAGAUAGAGAAAUGCAACGUCUUUAGUUGUACCUUCAAAUGGAUACCAGGCCCAUGGGAAACAUGUUCAACUACGUGUGGAAAAUUUGGCCUACAAUUACGACAGCUUUAUUGCAUUCAUUCGGGUUUCAAUGGAACAGAAAUAAAUAGGAAUAACGAAAUAGAAGUGUACAGAACGAUGGUACAAUCAUCCAUAUGCCAAUCGAGCCCUAUGCCUACGAGUACCAGAGAAUGUAACAGGAUUCCUUGCCCUGGACGUUGGAUUUUUACAGACUGGUCCUCGUGCUCGAAGAAAAAUGGGAAAGGUAUACAGUCGCGAAUAGCCAGAUGCAUUCCUCCAGAGAACGAAUCGUUUUACAAUUGCGACGGUCCAACCGUAAAAACGGAAAUCCGUUCUUGCACCGGUCACGUGACCAGAGCUAUCGAAUUUCCAUCUCGCUGCCUCAGAGACAAGAAUCGAUUCUGCUCCAUACCGAGUUUGAAACGAUACUGCAACGUAGUUGCUUUUAGAAAAAGGUGUUGCCGUUCUUGCGAAAAUUUUGAUUCGUCGAAUUCUUUCGAUCGGGAACACCGCAUGUUGCAAACUUGAAUUAAACUUAAAAUUUCUUUUAAAAAAAAAUAUUUAUUGUUUGCGAUGAAUUUAAGAUAGAAUUUAUUUUAGCAUUUAAAUUAUUUCAACAAUAUUAGAUAUUGAGAUGAAAGAUUGUGGUAACAGACUAAGAUUUAUUUAAAUUUCGAGUAUACAAUACACAGUGACAUUAUUUAUUAGUGCGAAUUAAAAAUCUAAUGAAAUAAAUCCAAAUCAAGAAAAAAAAAUCGGGAUGAUCAAACACUUUGUAAUAAAUAUCGAAGAUAAAAUGGUAAUAUGGAACUUUGCAUAUUGUUGCAUUGCCAAUUAUAUGUAUAUCAUAAUUUAUUCGUUUGACGAAUACUAAAAAUUAUUCAAAUCAUAUUUGUUAAUAAUUUAUUGAUAUUUAAAAUAAUUUUCAAUUAUUUUAAUUUUUUUAUAUACACAAUCAAAAUUAAAAUUUCGAUAAAAAUAUAUUAUAUUCAACUUAAUCAUAAAAUAUAUUAUUUGAGUAUUAUUUUUAUUUUUUUAGAUUAAUAAUAUUUAAUAAUAAUAAAGCUGCAAUAACAAAUUAUAUCAUAUUAUAUAAAUUGCAUAUGAUAUUCCAUAUUAUCAUAUUCUCUUCCAAAUCGUUAAACAAGCUUCUACAACUCGUUUUUUACGAGUAGUAGAGAAAUCGGAAGAUUCGAUUCGAUCGAAGAAAUUUGCAUUUUCUUUCAUAUACUGUCCUAUGUUAUAUCCUUCGACUUCCGUUUCCUCCAAUUCACGCCUGAGACUAUAGCUGUUAAAAUCAGCGAAGAUAUGUUCAUAACAAAAAGAUAUGUACGUAAACAUAUGUAUAGGGUGUUCCAGAUUUAUAGACGCAAAUAAAAUGUUUAAAAAAUAUCAAUUUUUAAAUAUAUAUAUAUAUACGAUGUAUAUAAGUUAAAAUAUUUUGUAUAAUUUUAUAUAUUGAAUUAUUUAAUUAAUAAACAAACGAUAAAAUA
Messenger RNA from Apis cerana (Asiatic honeybee), 6547 nucleotides. Its product is annotated as A disintegrin and metalloproteinase with thrombospondin motifs 3. Gene Ontology annotation, cellular component: extracellular matrix. Gene Ontology annotation, biological process: proteolysis; extracellular matrix organization. Gene Ontology annotation, molecular function: metalloendopeptidase activity. The record is from RefSeq and is a predicted model, not a curated record. NCBI's taxonomy places the organism in Eukaryota, Metazoa, Arthropoda, Insecta, Hymenoptera, Apidae.